Messenger RNA from Folsomia candida, 1303 nucleotides. RefSeq lists its product as uncharacterized. Gene Ontology annotation, biological process: protein transport. NCBI's taxonomy places the organism in Eukaryota, Metazoa, Arthropoda, Collembola, Entomobryomorpha, Isotomidae. Gene Ontology annotation, cellular component: cytoplasm. The transcript is spliced from 5 exons. The record is from RefSeq and is a predicted model, not a curated record. The coding region runs from base 96 to 1118 and encodes 340 amino acids.
CAUUCAUUGUCAAAUCUCCCAGCUGUGAAAACAUUACUUUCUUCACCAUAAUAUUUGCGAAUUUUACUUAAAUAAUUUAUGUACAAAUAAGUAACAUGCUUAAACGAUUGAAAGCCAUUAAUUUUGAACGGCCGUCACUAGUUUUUUCGGCCGGAGAUAAAUUAAGAGGUUCCUUAGUGUUUGACGGGUCUGAGCGAACAUUGACUAUUUACGAUGAGUUUAUCUCAAUUCCUCGCGCAAGUAGAGCUGACACCCCGUUCGAGUUGGAUUUGCCGGAAACGUUAUGGUCAACUUUCAUCGGCGGACUGGGGUACACAGUUUACCGUCUCGUCUUUUUUGGCAGGCCGAACAGUCCACUUUUCUUUAAGGAAUCGUUACUCUGUCUCAGUGAGAUCGUCAUCAUUGGGUUAUCAAACCCAGCGGCGGAUGCCUUCACGGCACAAUUUAAUGAAAUGAAGGAAUUCGCCUCCAAAUCGGGAGAAUUGGCGAAACUGACCGUUUCCAUGAACCAGACUUGUGCAUCUCCGGGGGACACGGUGUCUCUGUCUGUGAAUAUCGAGAACGGUUUAAGGCUCCCUUUGGGCUCGGUGAAAAUGGUGUUUCAACAGCUAUUCUCCCGACAAAUGAAGGACCAAGAAGUUAUCAUCCUCGUUCAUAAGGAAGGACCCUUAAUUCCUCCCGGACCGAGGAGGAAUAUUUCAUGGAACUGCACUUUCCUAGUUCCCCAUACCGUCCCCACAAAUAUGGGAGCAGACGGGUGCAAAUUCAUUAAAUUGUCGUAUUGCAUAAUUGUUACUGUCGCCAAAUUUGUCAAUUUGCAAAUCAUCGUGCCCAUCCAUAUCGGGACGUCUGUGUUUUCUGACCCCUCUGACUUUGAGGAGGUCUCCCUCGCUUAUAAGAGUCAGUUGCAACGCAGCCUUUCCGAACAGUCGCUCGCCUCUUGGGCCACGUCUGAUAAUGCGUCUUCGAGCUGUUGGUCGUUAAUGGACGGUACUGAAAGUGAAAGUGGUGAUGAUAGCAUCAGCGUGGUGUCUACAUCGUCAUCGACCCGACCACCAUCGUACAAUUCUGAGUGGAAGUUUGCACCUAUAGAGACGCGUAAGGCAUUAAAUACUUGAACGUCAUUGUAAAAUUUGCAUCAAUUUGCUCAUAAAUAUGACUGAAAUUUGAUGGAAUUUGAUUGUGCAUUUCAUAAAUUUUGAAUUUCGAUACGACCACUGAGAUUAAUAAUAUGUAUGCAUGACAAACACAAAAUUUAUGAUUUCAAAGAUAUGUAAGUAUAUAUGCACAUCAAAAUUUAUAU